This is a messenger RNA of Empidonax traillii (willow flycatcher), 1288 nucleotides long. RefSeq names its product G patch domain-containing protein 8. NCBI's taxonomy places the organism in Eukaryota, Metazoa, Chordata, Aves, Passeriformes, Tyrannidae. The transcript has 2 exons. The coding region runs from base 281 to 1279 and encodes 332 amino acids. The record is from RefSeq and is a predicted model, not a curated record.
CCCCCUUGUCCUGUCGCUGCAGUUCCUGAUGAGUCGCAGCCCUGUGGCCAUUGUGGUGCCACCUCGGGGACCUCCCUCUGGGGCUCCAUUCUGGAGUCCCCUCCUGCGACACCAUCUCACCCUGGAAGGCACAAAGUUUACCUGCUGACACAUGUCCCACACCCAACCCACAGCACCUUGGCCCUUCGGGGCUGUCCCUUUGUGACACGGGCGUGUGACAGGCUGACCUCGCCCGUGACACCACAGUGGCCACUGGACGUGGGCCACAUGACAAAGGGCCAUGUCCCAGCAUUCCAUGAAAUCAGGAUGGGGGCACAGAUCUGCAGUCAAUCCCGUGGUGAGACUGGUGGGUUGCAGGCCCCGUGUGACAACACCGCUGUCGAGAGAACCUUCAUGUCUCUUGCAGGGCCAGAUGUCAUCGAAGGAGGACUCCCCAGAACCAGGCACCUCUGCUGCCAGCACCAGCCAGGCACCACAGGAUGGCAGCAAGGGGAAUCCCGCCUGCCCGGCAUGCCGGGACAUCGACACCGAGUGCUCCAGCUCGUGCCGGCACUGCUUCUGCCUCCUCUGCCUGUGGGAUUGGAGCCUCAGCGACGCCGCGUGCCCACAGUGCCAGCGGCCCACCCGCCACACGUACCCCCAGCACGUGGCCCUGUACCACGAGGUGCAGGACCAGGUGUACGACAGCAAGCAGAGGCGGCUCGGCCUCUCGGAGCAGAGGGCGCGGAGCUGCUCGGGACACAGCGGCUGGGAUGGGCCCCCGGAGCGGGGCCGAAGGAGGUCCUUGACGUGGCACCGUGGUGGCCGCCAGUGGUCUCGGCACGGCCAGGGCAGCGGCUCCUCGAGAAGGAGGAGGCGUCAGCGGAGAAGGAACUGGGACAACGCGCCCAACGAGGGACGAGCUCCAAGGUCCGAAUGGGACAGCCCAGGCUCCUCGUGGGGCAGGCGAUCCUGGCACAGGUCCCACACGCCACGGAGCCGAGGCCAGCAGGAACAGCCACGGGGCCACCGCAGCAGGCAGAGGUGGCGGAGCGGGAACAGGGAGCAUUCCCACGGCUGGGACAGGGAAUGGAGUAGGUCCCGCAGGCGAGGCCGGGACACCCGGACACCAUCCCAGGGAACAGAGUCCCUCGACGACUCCGCGAGGCAGAGGCACUGGAGGAGCAGGAAUGCUGAUGAGGGACGAGCUCCAAGGCACCAACAGGACAUCCCAGACUCCUCAGGGAGGAGCCGCUACCGGGGCAGAACCUGGAGCCCUGCAGGGCACAGGACCCAAUAGCCCACCCUC